UCGAACUUCAGUUGAACGAAUCGGUGCAGCUCUAUUGUGAAAUCGUCUCUCGUUGAAAGCAGUUGUGCUCUUUGUAAAUUCUAACAAAAAUAAAUAAAUUGUGUCUUUUCGUCACGAAUUUGUCCGAGAUUUAAAGUAAGAUGGCUCGUACCAAGCAGACCGCUCGUAAAUCCACCGGAGGAAAGGCUCCACGUAAACAGCUGGCCACCAAGGCUGCUCGUAAAUCGGCACCAUCUACCGGUGGCGUAAAGAAGCCCCAUCGCUAUCGUCCCGGUACCGUUGCUCUGCGUGAGAUCCGUCGUUACCAGAAGUCGACCGAGUUGCUCAUCCGCAAGUUGCCCUUCCAGCGUUUGGUGCGUGAAAUUGCCCAAGAUUUCAAGACCGAUCUGCGUUUCCAGUCGGCUGCCAUUGGUGCUCUUCAGGAAGCAUCGGAGGCCUAUUUGGUUGGUUUGUUUGAGGACACCAACUUGUGCGCCAUUCACGCCAAGCGUGUGACCAUUAUGCCCAAGGAUAUUCAGUUGGCGCGUCGCAUUCGUGGCGAGCGUGCUUAAGAAGCGUGGCAAGAUGCUGAUCAUACCAACAACAACAACAUAAACAUAAACAAAAACAAAAACAACACAACAAACAAGUACACACAAAAAUCACAUUCACAUUAUAUCAUGCAUAGAAAUUUGAUUUAUGAAUCGAAACAAA
Molecule: messenger RNA, 693 nt
Organism: Drosophila innubila
Lineage: Eukaryota; Metazoa; Arthropoda; Insecta; Diptera; Drosophilidae
Product: histone H3.3A
Exons: 3
Coding region: 141-551 (136 amino acids)
Cellular component (GO): nucleosome
Molecular function (GO): DNA binding; structural constituent of chromatin; protein heterodimerization activity
Source: RefSeq, a predicted model, not a curated record